Messenger RNA from Coniophora puteana RWD-64-598 SS2, 930 nucleotides. Its product is annotated as glycoside hydrolase family 16 protein. Lineage: Eukaryota; Fungi; Basidiomycota; Agaricomycetes; Boletales; Coniophoraceae. The transcript has 5 exons. Gene Ontology annotation, molecular function: hydrolase activity, hydrolyzing O-glycosyl compounds. Bases 1 to 930 code for a protein of 309 amino acids. The record is from RefSeq and is a predicted model, not a curated record. Gene Ontology annotation, biological process: glucan catabolic process.
AUGUACAGCACCGCGAGCAAGGUCUACACCGUCGAGGACUGGUACUCGGGCGAGGACUUCUUCAACAAGUGGGACUUCUGGGACCAGGCCGACCCCACCAACGGGCUCGUCGACUACCAGAACCAGGCCGAUGCGCAGAGCAAGGGCCUCGCGUACGUUGACCAGACCAAGAACCAGACCGUCUUCCAGGUCGACUCGUGGUCCCAGGUUGCGGCUGGUGGCCACCGUGCCUCCGUCCGCAUCUCGUCGCAGAAGACCUACAAUGGCGGUCUGUUCAUCCUCGACGCUGAGCAGAUGCCCGUCGGCUGCGGCACCUGGCCGUCGUGGUGGACUGUCGGUAGCAACUGGCCGUACCAGGGCGAGAUCGACAUCAUCGAAGGUGUCAACGGCGUCGGCGUGAACCAGAUGACGCUGCACAGCGGCACGAGCAACGCGUGCACGAUCACGAAGCCGUCGAACAACACCGGCUCGGAGAACUUUGUGCAGUUCAGCGGCUCGCCGCUGCAGCUCAACUGCUACUCGACGCAGGGCGCGGACGCGGGGUGCGGGAUCAAGGACACGGCGACGACGUCGUUCGGGCCCGGGUUCAACGCGGCGCAGGGCGGCGUGUACGCGAUGCUGUGGGACACGACCAAGGGCGUGUCGAUGUGGAACUUCCCGCGCGACCAGGUGCCGCAGGACAUCACGGACGCGCAGCCGCAGCCGUCGGGGUGGGGCGUCGCGGCGGGCUACUGGCCCGCGAGCUCGUGCGAUAUCGCGGCGAACUUUGUGGACCAUGUGAUGGUGAUUGAUACGACGAUCUGCGGGAACUGGGCGACGGGCGCGUACGGCGCGUCGGGGUGUCCUGGGACGUGCCAGCAGAUGGUUGCUAACGCGUCGAACUUUGCCGAUGCCAAGUGGAAGAUCAACUACCUGGCUGUUUACCAGUAA